Postia placenta MAD-698-R-SB12 is the source of this 606-nucleotide messenger RNA. RefSeq lists its product as hypothetical. Lineage: Eukaryota; Fungi; Basidiomycota; Agaricomycetes; Polyporales; Adustoporiaceae. The transcript has 2 exons. The record is from RefSeq and is a predicted model, not a curated record. The annotation marks the transcript as partial.
AUGUCUACACCCAUCGACGCGACCGUCCCCACCGACAAUCCGAGCGCGAACUCCGCGUCUGCAGGCGCUGCCGCCACCAACGCGCAGGUUGGCACCCCGGUCAAGUUCCCGCCGUUCCCGCCGCCGCCCUCGGGCGUAAAAAUACUACCGUUCGGGUCUACACUCAUAGACGUGACCGUCACCACAGGCAAUCCGGCCGUGGACUCCGCGCCUGCAGUCGCUGCCGCCACCGACACCCCGGCCGAUGCUGCCCCCUGGAUCAAGUUCCCUCCGUUCCCGACGCCACCCCCGGGCGUAAAAAUAAAGUCGUUCAAGUCUUUCCAGCCGGGAGGCAUCACUGUCGUCGCGGACCCGCCGCCGGGCUACGUUGAGCUCGAUAGCCAGAAGAUCCCAACUGUUCAGCUACUCGCAAAGCACGACCUCACCGCGAUGGAGCAGAAAAAGAGGCGCACGCCCAAGACGAAGACCGGUGCAGACGGCUCCGUGCGCAAGCUAACCUGGUGGGAGCAAUGGGAGGCUGACGAGUUUAUGAGGCGCGUCGCAAGAGUUCAAGGCAAACCGAUCGUGGCCUGCUGUCGCUUCUGGUGUACCGCAGCUCUGGGAUGC